Molecule: messenger RNA, 2360 nt
Organism: Drosophila ananassae
Lineage: Eukaryota; Metazoa; Arthropoda; Insecta; Diptera; Drosophilidae
Gene: Jhe
Product: juvenile hormone esterase
Exons: 7
Coding region: 483-2243 (586 amino acids)
Source: RefSeq, a predicted model, not a curated record
GGGCAACACUUUCUACUUGCUCUGGCGCUCAGGCGCGUGUUUCAAAUUACACGGAACCAGAUUUAGAUUCUCACUAACAUCCAAAUCGAGAUAGAGAUCAAGAUCGGAAAAGGCUAGUUGCAGUUCCAGAUCAAUUGAUAUCCGCUGCGAUCAAGCAUACGCCGUGUGGACCCCGCUCGUGCCUGCUCUGAAUAAAUUUUCCACUAACGAGAUCAGUUCGUUUCUCAGAUCUCUGGUCGUAAGAAGAGAGUUGGGGGCCUACAGUGUAGAUUCAACACCUACCUGACGAAUUCGUUAUAAAAUAACUCUAUUUAGCGGAAAGUGUUCGCGAGAGAGAGAAGCCGGCGGAAGUUUUUCCUCGGCCGGAGUUUACGAUUAAAUUGAAUGGCUGACCCUCGAACGCGGCUAGAUCGAUUCGGACCUUCGAAGAGGCAGGUUCUUCGAGACGUUCUUCCCUUGCCAGAUCCAAGCUCACCGCCAACAUGAGUCAACCAUGGAUUUCGGUAGUGAUGCUGCUGCUCUGCUACUGCGAUGGACCCACCACCACGGCUGUCACCACGGCCUCGGAGGCCCAGUCACUGGAUGCCCUCACCGUCUGCCCGCCUAGUGUGGGCUGUCUCAAGGGCACAAUCCGCGCCGGCUACCAGGUGGAACGGUUCGAGGCCUUCAUGGGCAUUCCCUACGCCCUGCCGCCUGUCGGAGAGCUGCGAUUCAGUAACCCGAAGGCGAUGCCGAAGCUGCGAGGAGUUUACAAUGCCAGUCAGGCCAGGACGGACUGCAUCCAGAAGAACUACCUGCUACCCACCCCCAUAGUUUACGGCGAAGAAGACUGUCUGUAUCUGAAUGUCUAUCGGCCGAUCAGACUCCGACCAUCUAGCCUUCCUGUGAUGGUCUACAUUCAUGGCGGUGGCUUCUUCGGCGGCUCUGCCGGACCAGGUGUCUCAGGACCCGAGUAUUUCAUGGACUCCGGAGAGGUCAUACUGGUAACAGUGGCCUAUAGACUGGGCCCGUUUGGUUUCCUGUCCACCCAUGAUGCUGCCAUGCCCGGAAACUUUGGUCUGAAGGACCAGAACAUGGCCCUGCGCUGGGUGCAGCGAAACAUUCGCUACUUCGGUGGUGACCCCUCGAGUGUGACUAUCUUCGGACAGAGUGCCGGAGGCGUGGCGGCCCACAUGCAUCUAUUGAGUCCUCGUUCCAGAGGACUCUUCCACCGCGUAAUCAGCAUGAGCGGCACUGCCAAUGUGCCUUUUGCCAUUACGGAUGAGCCCCUUAGGCAGGCCCGUCGCCUAGCCGAGCUGGCUCGGGUGAAGGAUGCCAGGAAUCUGAGCACUGUAAAGCUCACCCGGGCACUCCGUCGAUUAAAUGCCGUAGACUUGCUGAAUGCGGGCGAUGGCCUCAAGUACUGGGAUGUCGAUCACAUGACCAACUUCCGUCCAGUAGUGGAGAGAGGGAUUUCCGAGGGAGAGAUCUUCUUGGGUGAUCAUCCGAAGGAUAUGCUGAAAAAUGGUAGGCUCCCGGCCCUGCCCCUGCUCCUUGGCACGGUGCCGGGGGAAGGAGCUGUUCGGGUGGUGAACAUCAAUGAGAACCAGACACUUCGCGAAAGCUUCAAUUCCCGCUUCGACGAACUGCUCCAAGAGCUAAUGGAGUUUCCUCCUGGCCUUGACCAGGAGAGACUCAAGCAGGGCAUGAAGCUUCUGGUGGGCGAGUAUUUCCAGGGCCAGCACAAGGUCAACGAUGAGACUGUCCAAGGAUUCAUGGAUUUAAUCACGGAUCGGGGCUUUAAGCAACCCCUCUACAAUACCAUUCGUCAGGAAGUCCACCGUGGCUCGAAUCCUGUCUUCCUGUACAGCUUCAACUACCGCGGUCCCCUCAGCUAUGCCUCGGCCUAUACUCUCGCCGAUGUGUCUGGAAAAUACGGAGUGGUUCACUGCGAUGAUCUGCUCUACCUCUUCCGGAGCCCUUUACUCUUCCCUGAUUUUGAACGAGACUCCACAGAAGCCAAAGUGAUUAAGUCUUUUGUGGAUUACUUUGUUUACUUUGCAAAGUUCGGAAAACCUAGGAAUUCGGAGGCCCUGACCCAGUGCACUCGGGAACAGCUACAAUCCCGUCCAACUGGCAUUUGCGAUUACCAAGAGUUCGUAAACUCCCCCAAGGGUUUUGAAAUCCAGGUGGCCAAAGAAUUUCAGAUCGGCAGGGUUAAGCUCUGGGCCAGUAUACUCAAUGAGGACAGCAGUGGUUCCUAGUCAUCAUCAACAGUAUACAUAUUAUUAUAUUAAGUUCUGUCUCUUAUGUUUUAUAUUUAUGUAAUGUAAGGAAACAAAAACAUAACUUUUUAAUAAUACAGUAAAUUUUUAUAUUCA